UGCAAACACAUGUUUCCGGCACAUGAUGCGUAGUAGAUGUUUCUCGUUCCGGGUGAAAGUUCUCCCACGUGGUAACAUGGUGUAGUUGGCGUGUUUGUGCACUGGCAGGUUAUGGAAGCGUGAAAACUAAAAGAAAAUAUAUACACCAAGAGAAAACAAAUGUAAGCGCCAGUCCAGUUAAAUGAUACAACUAGUUGGUUAUGUGGAUAUUGCAGUUUGAAAGCGAAUAUGGGGGAAUUUAAGGUUCACCGCGUCCGGUUCUUCGACUACAUGCCUACUGGGAUCAGAUGCAUGGCAUUCAACUCCAAAACGGAGAGACUGGCAUUGGCGAGACAGGACGGAACCGUUGAGAUUUUCAACUUUUCUGACAACUACUUCCAGGAAAAGGUGAUUCCAGGAAAUGACACUCGGUCCAUCGAAGCUGUCUGUUGGGUCGGGGAGCGGCUCUUCACGGCCGGCUUGAACGGAGAAAUAACGGAGUAUGACUUGGUCAACCUCCGCCCCAAAUAUUCCAUGGACGCCUUUGGAGGACCCAUUUGGACUUUGGCUUGUAAUGCCCAGGGGACUCACAUGGCGGUCGGGUGUGAAGACGGAUCUGUGAAAGUGUUUGAGGUUCUGGAUGACAAGAUCCGUUUUGAAAAGAAUCUGGACCGACAAAAAGGCCGUGUUGUGUGUCUGUCCUGGCACUCGUCUGGAGCACAGAUCGCUGCUGGAAUGCUGGACAUGAUCCGCAUCUUUGACGUCCAAUCAGGUCGCGCUGUGCAGAGGAUGCUGGUGGACCGCGGCACGGCGGGGAUGCGUAGUCGAGAGUGCGUGGUCUGGAGCGUGGUCUUCCUGUCUGACUGCACGGUCGUCAGCGGCGACUCCGCCGGGAAGGUCCAGGUCUGGGACGGGAGCAUGGGCACCCUCGUCAGGACGCACCUGGUGUCCAAGUGGGAUGUCCUCUGUCUGUCCGUCUCGCAGGACGAGACCAGCCUGGUUGCUGGUACGUCUGAAGGCACCGUAGUCCAGUUCCAGUAUCUCUCGGCCACUCUGGGGGAGGGGGAGCAGGAGUGGACCAGGACCAGAACCUUCAAGCACCACACCCACGACGUACGCGCCGUGUUGGAGCUCCAGCGUGCCAUUGUGUCCGGAGGUUUGGACACACAGCUAGUGGUCAGGCCCCUCCUCGAUAAGGUGGAUGUCAAGUCCUACGACACAGUGCUUCGCAAGAUCCAUUUUCCCCACCACAGCCUGGUGUCCUGUGCGGAGCGUGCGGGGCUGCUGCUCUUCCAGUUCCCUGCCCAUCUGGAGCUGUGGAGGCUGGGAGAGAGCGACGCUCACGGUUGCCCUGGAGACAGCUUGGCAGUGAGGAGGAAACCUGAGAAGCUGCUGCAGCUAAAGAGAAAGGGCGAGGAGCACAUUAGCUGCAGCGCCUUGUCCCGCUGCGGCGGGUGGCUGGCGUACUCGAGCGUGUCCAGCGUGCGGCUGUUCCGCCUGAACUGCGACGACAACCACUUCAGCGUCGUCAAGAUCUCCAGGCUACCAAAGAUUCUGAGCUCCGCCCACCAGCUGUGUUUCUCAGCAGAUUCUUCCAAACUGUUUGCUGCCUCCUCCCACUCCACAGUUCAUGUGAUUUCCCUUAGCCAAUCAGAGUGCAAGUACGUGCACACCUUCAAGCCUGUGUCAGGUUGCACAGAGCCUGUUCACUUGCUGGCUCCCAGUGCAGAUGGCGCGUGGCUGGCUACUGCAAACAGAGGGUGUGAGGUCCACGUCUACAACCUGCACAAACUCAAGCCACACUGCACUGUUCCUGUGUACAGCUCUUGCCCCAGUGCCAUGGCCAUCAACCCCAGCACUAAUGACCUACUGGUGGUGCAUGCCGACCAUCAGAUAUUUGAGUUCAGCAUAGCAGAGAGGCGAUACACCGAUUGGAGCAGGACGUUACAGAGGGAGGGGCUUCACCCGCUGUGGAGUGAGAGGGACACGCCCAUCACACACGUGAACUUCAACCCCCAGAAGCCCUCCCAAUUCCUCUUGCACGACAUGUACAUGUUCUGCGUCGUUGACCAAAGCCAGCCCCUCCCUGACCGGACCACCCAGUUUUACAAUCAGCUGACUCUGAGGAGCCUAUCGGAGGAGGAGAGACAAAGCCGUAUCCACGCUUUUAAGAUCUGCAAGAAGUUCCAGCCCCUCCUCAGCAUGCACGCGCUGGAGGACGGCGCACUGGUUGUGGUGGAGCGCCCCCUGCUGGACAUCGCCACCCAGCUGCCGGCACCCGUGAGACAGAAGAAGUUUGCCACAUAAUCAGCCCGACCCUCUUUGGAGACGCUCCUUUGUAAAGAUCUUUUUUCCACGCAGUAAAAAAAAUUAGAUAUUUACUUAAA
Molecule: messenger RNA, 2366 nt
Organism: Conger conger (European conger)
Lineage: Eukaryota; Metazoa; Chordata; Actinopteri; Anguilliformes; Congridae
Gene: utp4
Product: UTP4 small subunit processome component
Exons: 17
Coding region: 229-2286 (685 amino acids)
Biological process (GO): maturation of SSU-rRNA from tricistronic rRNA transcript (SSU-rRNA, 5.8S rRNA, LSU-rRNA)
Cellular component (GO): small-subunit processome; t-UTP complex; 90S preribosome
Molecular function (GO): RNA binding; protein binding
Source: RefSeq, a predicted model, not a curated record